AUGGUCAGGAUACUGCCCGCGGAACACGUGGAUGCAGGCGAGUCAGAGGGAGACCAGAGCGAAGAUGUUGAAGAGGAGGAGAUGGAGUACAGCGACGAAGAGGAGGAGAUGGAGUACAGCGACGAAGAGGAGGAGAUGGAGUACAGCGACGAAGAUGAGGACGCCUCGAAGAGCGGGGAAUCGCUGGAGGGGGAGGAAUGGGCUGGCCCCGACGAAGAGAGCCAGGGCCUUGAGUAUGAGAGUGGGCAAUCGGAGGAUCUGGAUGGGUCUGAAGAUGCCGAAGAGGAUGACAACUCUGACGCAUCUUAUUGCGAUUCCGAUCUGGAGCAGGAGCCGGCUGACCAUGAUCUCCUCAAGUGCUCUUGGGGCAACCAGGUGUGGAAUUGGAAGUUCUGCGACAAGCACAUUGACGUCGACCAACGGGAAUCGGACGGUUAUGGGUUCAAGAAGACGAUCGUGAACUGGCCUGAAACUCUGCACCAUGCCGAUCAAAGAUCAGAGAUGGACUGUUUGAAGCUGCUCUUUCCCUGGGAUUUCUUCUUCGGUCAGGAGGAGACAGGGAGCUGUCUGGUCUGGACAAACGCGACUCUACCUGCGAACGCCGAGCCUUUCACGGUGACUGAAGUCUUGCAAUUCAUGGGGUCCUUGUACGCCAGGAGCAUCCAUCCCUACGGCAGAGCCCAAGACAUGUGGAAGAGUUCAGGCCGAAAGUUGAUCCCCUCUCUAGACCUUGAGAACAGGUUCGCAGUCAACCGCAAGCGGUUCGAGCUGUGGCAACAGCACCUGAGGUUCUGUCCUCCUGCUGCCGAGAGCACCGACGAGUAUGAGCAGAUCCGGCCGCUCAUCGAUGCGCUGAAUGAGCUUCGAAAGCGGACGAUCAGCGCUGGGACGGAGCUGUUUGUGGCAAAGAUCCGGGCACCAAGGACGAGAAUGGAGAAGUACUCUCAUGGAAACCUCAGCGUUCCUCCGAUGGACUUCGAGCUCAACAUGCUGGGCGAAUGUUCCAACGGGCUCGGGUUGAAGUUCGAGCUCUCGGCCCAGCCUACGACGUACUCUCACACAGAGUGCGUCCUGCGGCUGGCUGAGGAGCAUCUCGAUCGGGGUCAAAUCAUCUACAGCAACGUCGACUACGCUUCUGUCGCCCGCCCGCGCUCUCCUGGAACGGAACACGUUCUUCAACGGUGCAAUCCGCAAGCGCCAUGGUUUUCCCAUGCGACGGUGGAGCUUCAGGUCGAGGUUGAGGGGAAGGAGAGACGAAUCUACGGGCAUGCAUGGAAGAAUGCGCAGCGGACGGGCGCGGGGGUCUUCAAAUUGAUCUCCACAUUCAAAACGACGAGGGCAGAAAAUUUGAACAGCGAGAAGAGGAGGAGGAAGAUAGACCCGUUGACGGGGAGAUGGCGGGAGGAGAUUCAAGUGAGAGGACCCGAUGGCAUGAUGGAGGCAUACUUCAACGCGGCGAUGAUCAUGCAGUCCCAGACACUUCUGAGUAAGGACAUCCUUUGGAUCCCCAGGACGCGGACGCCGGAGCCACUGCCCUUCAGGGUCCUGUGCAGCGUCCUGGGUCUGAUCGAGGUGGACGCCUACAAGGUUUACAGCUCCUGCCAAUCGUUCCACCGCAAGCUCAAUCACUAUGACUUCACCAGCAAGAUCGCGAUGCGGCUGAUGAGGAAGGACCUUUGA
Guillardia theta CCMP2712 is the source of this 1680-nucleotide messenger RNA. RefSeq lists its product as hypothetical. NCBI's taxonomy places the organism in Eukaryota, Cryptophyceae, Pyrenomonadales, Geminigeraceae. The coding region runs from base 1 to 1680 and encodes 559 amino acids. The record is from RefSeq and is a predicted model, not a curated record. The transcript is spliced from 3 exons.